Messenger RNA from Culex quinquefasciatus (southern house mosquito), 4706 nucleotides. RefSeq lists its product as uncharacterized. The coding region runs from base 444 to 4475 and encodes 1343 amino acids. The record is from RefSeq and is a predicted model, not a curated record. Lineage: Eukaryota; Metazoa; Arthropoda; Insecta; Diptera; Culicidae. The transcript is spliced from 8 exons.
CGAUUUCAGCAGUUGAGCAGGGAACGACGAACCUCCCCGAUUUGGAACCAGAGUGUGCAUUCGUGGGUUCUUCACUGGUUUUAUUUUGUGUAAUUGGUUCUGUGAAGAAGCAGCAGAACAUCCAGAACACACAGAAGCGGCGCAGGAAGCCAUCGACGACAGCUUUUCAGUACAGUUCCAGAGUGUUACAGUUGUGGAGACUUUGGAGAAGUGUAUUGUGGCACGAGGCGGUCGUAAAGAGUUUGGUGUUCUUGAGACAAAGUGAGAGUUUAAGCAUAUUGAAGCUCCCGAAGAAGCGACUUGUGUGAGACCUUGUGUGAGUGAUUUUGGAAAGCAAAGAUCGUUCUGAUUAGUUGCUGCUGAGACGGCAAUUGUGAUCAUCUGGAAGCAAGGCAGAAGCGGAGAGGUCAAGUUCAAGUUCAACGGCGCGACAUCGACGAGAAAUGGCAGUGGAGAUGAAGUUAAUUUUAGUGACGUGUAUUCUAUCGACGCUUGUGCUCAGCAUACAAUGUCGUCCCCAGGCAGUGCAAGUCGAACCCCAGCUGAUGCGGCGCCUCUUUGCGCAACCCCGCGCCCUCGUCGAUCCCCCCUUCAUCGAGCAGCGCGGCUCGAUCGAGGAAACGCAACGCAUCCUGCGCGAAAUCGAACGCAUCAACAUCGCCAUGGGCUACCGGAAGAAGCAGGAGGUGGCCUUUCCGCGGACGUCCAACUUCAACGAAGGGUACUUUUAUCCCCGGCCGGUCUACCAGCCGUUGAAUUUUCGCACCACGACCAUGAGUCCCGCGGCACCGGUUCCGAUGUUCAAGCAGUUCACGGGUGAACGGUUGGUGUCUACGGUGGAUCCGUUCAGGGCACAGGUCUACUACUAUCCGGCACCGUACUUGAGGGUUCCGAUGGUGGAUGGUCCGAGGGCGUUUCAGUCCGGGGAGGUGCUGGAGAUUAAGCGGAGCAAGGAAUUGAGUCCGAAGAUCUUCGUGCUGCCGAUCGCUGUUCCGUCGGCUGACGGGCGGUCCAGCGAGGUGCGGUACAUUCCGAGCACGGUCAACUUUGGAUCGCUGCAGGGUUUCAGGAGCAGGGGAAAGGCCAUGGAGGAUGAGGAGAGGAAGGUGAAGAAGGGGAAAGGUAUGGUAGAGGACAUGGCCGAAGUUGUGGAGGAGGAUAAGGUGGAUGAGGACCUGCUGGAGGAGGUGCUGGACGCUGUUGAUUACGAUUUGGAUGACGAUGAGGACGAGAAGCAGCAGGUAUUGCCCGUCACGGAAAAGUUUGCGAAUGAUAAGUUUAUGAACAGCAAAUUGACUGAUUCCAGCGAGGAGAACAGUGACGAGCAGGCUGAUUUAGAGGUGAUGAUGCUAAACAAAGGUGUCCGCGGCACUAGUCGUAGCUUCAACAUAACGGCUACCUUCCAGAACUUCACCAACCGGUUCAUUCCUUCGAGCACUCCGACCACCACGCUGGAACCGUCAGACAUUAAAGAACUGCAACAACUAGACUUCUCGGAAACAUCGGAUGCUACCGCUCCUCAAGCGGAGCUUGAACAGGAGAAAGGUCCAUUCGGGCUAUUCAACCGUCAAACCGACCCCGGCAACGGCGGCAUCGUGAUUCAGCGUCUGCGAGUGCGCCAGGGAGGUAUUGCGAUCGCCGGACCGGGAGGUAUUGCCACGGCCGGAAGCGGAGGCACGGCAAUUGUCGGUCCCAACGGGACGGCCAUCACCCAUCCGAGGAGCUUGACGAUUGCCGGACCGGGUGCAAAAAUCUACGCCGUUCCGGAGUCCGUAGACCUGGGCAAGACGAUCAAUGCUACCAAGAGAAGCCUGCCACUCGAUGCCGUCCUGGUGGCGAACGGUCCCGUGGUGUACUAUCGGAAUCCACAACAGGCAGCGUCACAGUUUCCCUCACCCUACCUGCUUGCACCGGGUUCCAACGUGAACCUGAACUACCCACCGCCAGCAACGGCAGCUACGUUCUUCCCCUACGGCGCCGGUGAAGGCUCGUUUCAGCUCAUUCCAGCGGAAGCGUUCGCACCGCAUCCGUUCGCACGGAUUCCGAAAACCUACGGCGGCGCGGUGAAUCCGUCACCACAACCACCGAUUACGGUUACACCGAUCAAGCUGACCGACGCACGGGGACGUCCCGCCUCGCUGACCCAGGGACGGAAGCAGAAGAAACCGAAGCGCGUCAUGAGUGCACCGUACGUACAAGCGGUUCAGCAACCGAACAAGCAGUUCAAAGUGCAAAAGAUGCAAGUUACGAAGCUGCGGAACGUAACACCGGGCAUGGUGAAGCCAGCGAAGCUCGUGCAGCUGCCAAAGACUCCAGCGAGACCAAGACCGGCAGCUCCUCAACGUCAAGCUGCACAGCAGCAAUCAGCUCGCUUACAGACUCCAGUAGAGGUUCAGCUUGUACCGCUUCAGUUGCAAGCGAUUCAACCAGUUCAAGCGAUCCAACCAGUUCAACCAGUUCAAGCGGUUCAAUAUCAACCUCAACAGUUUGCUCCAUUAAUUCAGCAAGAUGCGUCCCAGUUCCAAGCGACUCUACCCGAGCAACCCGUCCUGGUGACGGCUUCGGGUUCAACGGCCGCCGAUCAACCGAUCGCACGAUCCCCCGUGCUUCCAACGGGAACCGCGAGUUAUCCCUUCUACGGCGUCCCAACGACCGAUAACCGCGACGAAGCUUCGCUCAUUCUGGAGCCCAACUCAAAGGCCAUCUCCGGCAACGGUGGAACGGCGAUCUCGACUCCGGUGUCGCACGCCAUUCUCAAGCACGGUAGUUCAACUAAGAUCCUCUUCCGACCGCAGUCGGUGGCGAUCGUGGGCGCCAACGGGAGGGCGCACGCCCAAGCCGAUCUUAUUGUAGACUAUGUUGACCUGCUUGCGCAGACGCCCGAACAUCGCUCCGCGGCGGACGUCCUGAAGCUGCCGUUCUACGGGGGUGCCCGCGGCCAGAUCCUCGAGAUCCGCAAAAACUCGGACGGAACAGUGGUGAGCAAAAUACUGCGCGGUGAAGACGAAGAAGAUAUGGAACUAAAAGUUCACCAGAUCGUAGACGAGCUGAAGAACAACGAGGAGAUCCUGGCGGAGGACGACGAGAUCCGGGCGGCCGAUCAGUCCUUCGGGGACUACCUGCUCAACAUCCAGAAGGCGGCCGCUUCGCUUGUGACGCUGCAGGACCAGGUCAAGAAGACGGGAAAACUGUCGCCGGACCAGAAGAAGGUGUACGCCGACAACCUGGAGAAGCUGGGCGUGGCGGCGCAGAAGUUGGCCCACAUCCAGCAGCAGGACGAUGAUCACGAUGCGAUCAAGUUUUUGUUCAACUCCGAAUACGACCAGCAGAACGCCCAAUCGGAUGCCCAGAAGAAGAAGACCACGAGCUACAAGGUCACCUCGUUCCCGGGAUUCAAGGGCAAGGAGGAGGAAAAGCCGCAGCCCACGACCGCCCACCACAAGAAGAAGGAAGAGGAGGAAAAUGUCGGCGAGGAGGACAGCGUUUCGGCCCAGGCUGACGACAGUGUACAGGUGAACUCGCCCGAAAAGGAGGCUUCGAUUGCGGAAGCUAAGCCAGUUGGUCUUGCCAUCGCCGGCGAGGGCGGCGUUGCGUCUUCGAAACCCGUUGCCACUGCUGUCGUCGGAGACGGUGGUCUGGCCGUUGCUCGUCCCGUGGCCACCGCCAUUGCUGGCAUCAAACCGUCCGAGAUUGGAUCGCUGGGUCUGCCCAUCACCGUGAACAAGAAGCUUGUCACCAAGGGAAAGUAUGGACUGGUGGCGGCGGAUCAGGAAAUCCCGAUGGGACUGUUGGUUGGACCGGGAUUUCAGGAGGCUCGCGUCUCCCAGAAUGAAAUUGAGGCCGAAAUUGACGACGCUCGGCAGCAGGCAAUUGGGCAGAUGAGCGGAACGUUGGCGCCCAACUUUGACACGGAGAAGUUUUUGGCCAGCUUGAGGUUGAAGGCCAAGCAGCAGCAGGCUCAGCAGCAGGUGAUCGCGGCUAGUCAGCAGCAGCAGCUUGGAUUUGGAGGGUACGGUCAACAGGCUCAGAGCGUCUUGCCCCAGUCGUAUCCGUACGUGAGCGAUUACAUGAGCAGCCCUGCGCAGUACACGCCGGCGUACACCCCGAGCUACGUUCCGACCUACUACAGCUGGAAUCCGUACCAGUCGUACCCGUCCGCGUACCAGUCCGCUUACCAGACCUAUCCGAGCUACCAGAGCCAGCUGGCCCUGAUGGCCGCAGCCUACCAGCAACAGCAGCAGCAGCAACAGUUUGCUGCCUUUCAGCCCCAGUACAACCCAUACCUGGCCAGUGCCGUCACCCAUGCCUUUCAGCCCCAGUAUGACUACCCUCAGCGAACUUACUACUCAGCUGCCAUCGCCACUCCGGCCAGCACCGCUGCUCCAACUGCGGCCGCCGCGGCCUCUGCCUACCCAAGCUAUUACAAUUAUCCAUCCUACUCAACCCCAUCGCCAUACAGAUUUUUCUACUAUUAGUCUGCUCGUGACGCCUCCCGGCGGGGGCGCCCAACCCUACGUGCUAAGCAUCAGCUCGAAUGGGAACUAGUUUCGUAAGGAUCGACAAACAAAACUCAAAAAUCAACAAAAAGACUUAAAAACUGUGCGAGCCUUCCCCCGAUGAAGUCCCAAGAACGACCUCCCUAUAGAACAUCCUCUGGCAUGCCAUCGAAGUGAUCCCGUACAAAUAAUUACUCAACUUAACUCAAC